GGACAUAGACGAUGACGCACUGCGUGUUGGCAGUCGAGGCAAACCCUGGUUAAACCCUCUACCUUUCUCCAUUUUCGAACUAUUGUCUUUGAAUUUGAUAACAAUGUCGUCCCUUGCUGCGAAAUUUGCCCACCAUUUUACAGCCUCUGCAAGAUGUACUUCUUCUCUCGUGUCUGGAGUUCAAAGGAGCUCGAAGCUGUGGUACUCGACGGCGUCAUUUGGUGGUGAUAAUAGUAGUGCAAAGAAUAGUGAAGCAGAAGAUUUCCAUGAUGAUUUUAUUCCCGAGAAGCGAGAAUCGAUAGCGCAAGGUGUAGAUCCUAAAAGAGGUUGGACUUUCAGGGGUGUUCAUAAGGCAGUUAUAUGUGGGAAAGUUCGUCAAAGCCCUGUGCAGAAGCUCUUAAGAAGUGGAAGGACCUUGACAAUCUUUAACGUUGGAACAGGAGGCCUAUGGGACCAAAGAGGUGUUAGUGACUUGCCAAAGCCCGCCCAAUGGCAUCGUAUUGUUGUCCAUAAUGAAGCACUUGGUGCAUAUGCUGUUCAGCAACUUGUAAAAAACUCUUCAGUUUACGUUGAGGGUGACAUUGAAAUUCGAGUUUACAAUAAAGGCAUCACUGGCGAAGUUGUGAGGAUGCCAGAAAUUUGUGUUCGCUAUGAUGGUAAGGUUCACCUCAUAAAGCCUGGAGAAAGUACUACCAAUAUUCCCUUUGAAGAACUGCGGCAAGGAUUGCUGUGAAUCAGUGAUGUCAAAUUAGUGAUUGAUUGUAGAGACCUGACAUGUUCAUCUUGGACUCUGCUGAAGCUUCGCUUUGUGUAAGAUAUAUAUAUGUGCACUUUAGUUUAAUCUCUUGCAACUUCUGGAGAGAUUUGUUUGAAUUGCAAUUUACUCAACAAGCACUCUCCAACACGGAAUAUUAUUUUGUGUGUUUUUACAUUAUUGCAAAAUUUAAGUUUAGCUUGUUUUAGAUUUGCAGUGAAAUAGAUUUAGUGUUGCUAAACUGUAAUUGCAAGUUCUGAUACUCUGACAGUAGGACAUAAAGCUGUAUGAUUUGUGAUCAAUAUUGUAAUUUGUCAGUAAUUGCAUAUUGGUAAACCUCUUACCCUUUUAUCA
This is a messenger RNA of Spinacia oleracea (spinach), 1108 nucleotides long. Its product is annotated as single-stranded DNA-binding protein, mitochondrial. The coding region runs from base 104 to 733 and encodes 209 amino acids. Gene Ontology annotation, molecular function: single-stranded DNA binding. The record is from RefSeq and is a predicted model, not a curated record. The transcript is spliced from 6 exons. Lineage: Eukaryota; Viridiplantae; Streptophyta; Magnoliopsida; Caryophyllales; Amaranthaceae. Gene Ontology annotation, biological process: mitochondrial DNA replication; positive regulation of helicase activity. Gene Ontology annotation, cellular component: mitochondrial nucleoid.